Molecule: messenger RNA, 723 nt
Organism: Fusarium coffeatum
Lineage: Eukaryota; Fungi; Ascomycota; Sordariomycetes; Hypocreales; Nectriaceae
Exons: 3
Coding region: 1-723 (240 amino acids)
Biological process (GO): pectin catabolic process
Cellular component (GO): extracellular region
Molecular function (GO): pectate lyase activity
Source: RefSeq, a predicted model, not a curated record
AUGAAGUACACCACUAUCCUCGCCCUCGCUGGCGUCUCUUCCGCCGCUGUCACCAAGACUCUUCCCAAGUCUGCUGGUGUCACCUCUUUCCCUACUGCUGUUCCUGUCAAGGGCAGCUAUGACGGUGGCAUGAAGCGAUUCGAGCGAAGCACCAAUGUUUGCCAAGGUCAGAAGGAGACUGGUGAGAAGGAUGCUAUGUUUAUUCUCGAGAACGGCGCUACUCUUUCCAACGUCAUCAUCGGUGCUUCUCAAGCCGAAGGUGUUCACUGCAAGGGAACUUGCACCCUGAACAACGUCUGGUGGGCCGAUGUCUGCGAGGAUGCUAUCACCCUCAAGCAAACAAGCGGUACAUCCUUCAUCAACGGUGGAGGUGCCUUCAACGCCGACGAUAAGAUCGUCCAAUUCAACGGGCGAGGUACUGUCCAAAUCAAGGACUUCUACGCUCAAAACUAUGGCAAGUUGGUCCGCAACUGCGGCAACUGCAAGGACAACGGCGGUCCUCGCAAUGUCGUCAUCCAGAACUCUGUCGCUGUCAACGGUGGUGUCCUCUGUGGUAUCAACACCAACUACGGCGAUACCUGCAAGAUCAGCAACACUUGCCAGAACGCUGGCAAGUACUGCGACCGCUACCAGGGUAACUCGAACGGCGCUGAGCCUUCCAAGAUCGGAUCUGGACCUGAUGGAAAGUUCUGCACUACAUCUGGUGUUACUAAGAGCUGUUAG